CAUGUCAGAUCAUUACCUCUAUCCUCCUGGGUCCUGUUGUUUUUUUCUCCUUCUCACUGUUGCCCUAUAAUUAAAAACUACGACAUCAAUGUCAGACACACCUGUUGUUAAUCUUUAUACAGUUUGCAUACCUUUCUCUUUCAAGGUCAAAAUUUGAAUGACAAGGAGACAAUUAGUUUUGCCAUCAAAGCGCCACAGUAUUUGUGACUAAAUUUGAGGUCGUUUGAAGGACAUAAUUUGACGUUUAAGAAUACAAGACUAAAUUGAGUUCUGUAAUUAGAUUUUGUGUCUCAGUAAGCCAAACAAAACAUUCGGUACACAGCUCUUAGACGUUCAUAAUCAAGUAAACAUGCCUUUUUCAAAGCCAUCUAAUCAGAGACUAAGUGAGAUGACCACAAGACAGUUUUGAAACGGGAGAAACUACGAAAUCGUUGCAACAUGAGAACGUUUUACCAAAUAUCACAUAGGCUUGAAAGGGCUAGUCACUUGUCUAUGAUUAAAAGAGCUUGAAGGUCCAUCCAUACUAAAACAAAAAAUAAGGUCAUUCAUAGCUAGAUUCUAAAUCGCAGUAGCCUAAUAUUAUUUGUCCUACCCUUUUAAAGGAAUAGACACUCCCUUUGUUAGGCGAUGACCAACGCAGCAGUAGGUUUAAUCAUUGCUACUGUACAUAAGCCCCACCCGGAGCUCGAGAGUGCACAAGCCACCCGUACAACUACACAACGCCAGCUGCAGGUGCGCACAGCCGGGCCAGCCCCACAACAACAGCCGGGCCAGGAUGUCGCGGUUCCCGCAGUUCCCUGCGGUGUUGCUGGUCCUGCUGCUGACCACCAGGCAGUGGCCGGAGUCGCAGGCUGCUCCCCAGGCUGCACAUUACAAUCCGGACACGCAGGCUGACCAUUCCGCACCCUACAGGCCGGCUGACCAGGCUGCAACGUACACCCCUUACACCAGUACGGAGAACCCCCAGCUUCAGGUGAUGGCCGGCAUGAUGGAGGCGAUGCAUGCCGAGAUCAAGACUCUGCGAAGUUCGGUUUUCCACAUGGCGGAAUUGAAGGCCUUCGAAAGGCGGCUUGCUGCCAUGGAGGCGCGUCAGGCCGCCGCCCUGGAAGAUCUGUCCUCCCGUCAGAACCAGACGGCUGCCCGACAAGAGGAGCGGUUCGCAGAUUUCUGCCGGACCAGGCGCAUGGGCAUGUCAACCGGCGAUAUUCCGGAUAGCAGCUUCACUGCAUCAUCCUACUACGAUCACCGGUUCGUGCCUGUUAACGCCAGAUUUAAUAUCAACAGGUGCUGGAUACCGAGAACACCAACUGCGGAGUGGCUAAAGGUAGGUCUAGUUUGUUGGUCUGCCUCUUUAAGUCCGUGCUUAUAAACUCCAAUCGAGAGGCUGUUUUGAUGACGUAGGCUGUACCCCGUGAAAAAGACUUCGCCCCUGCACGGCCCUGAAGCCAAGCAUUUGUACCGGUGGUUUGCUGGUGUUCUCCACGGGCAGGGCACGUCUUAUUUUGUUACCUGGUCCCCGGUUUGUUUUGCCCAGCCGGCUAUAAAAAGGACCCACAAGGCGUCUCACAGGGCCACAAACAGGUGACGCCUGAAAGUGCCUAAAACAGCCCCUGAAGUGCCCAUUGGGACAUAAGCCUUACAAACCUGUGUAACUACAGAUGGACCU
Molecule: messenger RNA, 1666 nt
Organism: Branchiostoma floridae (Florida lancelet)
Lineage: Eukaryota; Metazoa; Chordata; Leptocardii; Amphioxiformes; Branchiostomatidae
Exons: 4
Coding region: 776-1369 (197 amino acids)
Source: RefSeq, a predicted model, not a curated record